UUGAAUAAUCAAUGAUGGUUAUAUCAUGAAAAUUUCUAGUGGAUGCUAUUUGGUAUAUAAUAUAUGCUAUUUGGUAUAUAAUCAAUGAUGGUUUGGCUGUUUGAUGAUCCUCUUGUCUGAUGCUUGAUUUGAUUUUCCCUCUUUCCCUUUUUCCCUUUUUCCCUUCUUCCCUUUUUCCCUUUUUCUUUCCCUCUUUCCCUCUUUCCCACUUGAUUUUCUGGCGGUGCAAAUGUAAAAAUUAAGCUUUUUUUUUUUAAAUUUUCCCUUUAAUUAUAAUCACUUUAAUUAUAAUCACUUUAAUUAUAAUCAUUUUCCGGCGUGGACACUCACUGAUCCAAUUCAAGUAACAAGCUCUAGUGGUUUGGUUAAAAUCCGAUUUGUUGACUCAAUUUUCAGCACAAACACUAAAGGGUCUCUCAGAUUUCUUGGAUUCGAUCCGCUCGAUUGCUCGGUUUCGGAUUCGGUGUAUAGAUGUCGCAGUUGAUCACUCGUCGUUGGAGUGUGAGUGCUCCAGGCGUGAGUGCUCCAUUGAUUGGGGAGCCUACACCCCUUACUGAGGCUACUCCUACGGCGUCUCAGGUGCCCGUAUCAUCAACAUCAUCAGUGUCGGUUCAACCUCUCAGUGCACGGCGGCCUCACCGUCGCCGCCGCGAGCUAGAGCCUGGUGAUCACGCUUCCUUCUCCUCCGGAGUCGAUGGUGGGGCCUCCCAACCAGCUAAAAAAAACACCAGGGGGCCUAAUCGAAUGCUAAAGGAGGCACAGGCUGUACGUAUGUCCGCCUCCUUGAUCAAGAUUGCAUAUGACUCGCAACAUCGUGGAGCGGCUACCUCACAGCAGCAUAGCAGCGUUGUUACUAGCUGUGGUUAUGUUAUUCGGAAUUGUUGUCCUAUGCGGUGGGAGUCUUGGGCACAAAUUCCCGAGGAGACGAAGAAACUGGUGCGAGAGAAGUUGUCGGUCAAUUUUGAUGUUAAGGACUUAUCCCCUGAGGUUAGUGCCUACUUAGAGGGGACCUUAGCAAACCGGUACAAAGAUUGGAAGAGCGCUUUUCACACGCAUUUUCAGCUAUGGAAUGAUCCGGAGAUUGCUCGCCUAGAGGGUUGCCCAAACGAGUUGAGGGACCGGCCAGAGGAUUGGGAGUGGCUCUGUAAACAUUUUAUGGAUCCAAAAUUUGUGAAGAAAUCUAUUGCUGGCAAGAAAGCUCGGGACUCAAAGACACUUCUCCACCAUUCCGGUUCGAAGCCCUUUUCGUAUAGGCUUGAGGCACGACGUCAGGAGGGUUCUAAGUUCCCACAGAUUGACUUGUUCAAUGACGUUUACGUUCGACCCGGCAAUGAGACCGCUAAGGAGCUUCAUGAUGUUAUGGUGGAAAAGUCCACUGCUGUUCUCCAAGAAGCAACAUCCCAGCUUCCCCCGGAGACCCCGAUCGACGAAGUCAAUGUACCCGAUGAUGCAGAUAUUCAGAUCGUGACUGAGGUCUUGGAUCAGAAGUUGGGUCGUCGUUAUGGCAAGGUUGUUCGAUGUAUGGGGAAGGCAGGGGUUCCUGAGACGGGUGCCUCCUCUUCCACAUCGUCCACAAGAGAGGUCAAUGCCUUGAAGGAGGAAGUGACAACCCUAAAAGGUCAGCUUGUGGCCCAGGGCGAGCACAUUAGGACCCAGGACGAGAGGAUGAGUAUGAUUCUACAAGCUUUAGCGAUGUCCGGCCUCCAGAUCCCGAUGCCAACACGUGAUGUUGCUCCACCUUCAACUUCCCAGCCACUUCAUCCAGCUGAUACCCAGUAGCAUGAUGUAUCCUAGAAGACUAGUAGUUUUUUUUUUGUUUUUGGACAUCUUGUGUGUACAUUUUUAUAUAUUUUAUAAUUAAAUAUUUUUUCUUGGUUUAA
Pyrus x bretschneideri (Chinese white pear) is the source of this 1880-nucleotide messenger RNA. RefSeq lists its product as uncharacterized. The record is from RefSeq and is a predicted model, not a curated record. The transcript is spliced from 7 exons. NCBI's taxonomy places the organism in Eukaryota, Viridiplantae, Streptophyta, Magnoliopsida, Rosales, Rosaceae. Bases 472 to 1779 code for a protein of 435 amino acids.